AUGGCUUCGACAAGCCCUUUUCUGCUCCCCUGUCUCUCAAUCCUUGUCGGUUUUCUGGCGAUGGCCGCUCAGGCAAGGCCAGGCCGCACCUUUCAUCCAUGCAACACCUUAAUUGUCAUCUCCACCACCACCACCUCCUUUCCCAUCGAAAAGAACCCUAAUUUCGAUACUCAAAACCCAUUCUUGCAGUCUUCUUCUUCUUCCGGCGGCCGAUUCGUUACCUUACUUUUCACGGAGGUCCGACGUGUCAUCCCGCCGAGACCCACAACCACCCUCCAAUCUGAUCCCACGAGAUUGAUCAAUCAUGCCCAGAUGGAGGAGGAAGAAGAAGACAAACUCUCGUUCCCCUUUGGGUUAUAUUCAUCCUCUGUCGGAGCUUCAAUCCGCGAUCGGACAAACGAUAUCCUAAGCGUGGUCGAAUCGCUUCUUUUUGGCGUGGGGUGUGGUGCUCUCACCGCUUCAAUUAUGUACCUGAUUUGGACCCUUUUCAUACCUGACCAUGUAGAAUUUGUGGAUUAUGAAGAUGAGACUGAAACUGGUGAUCAUGAUAUUGAUGCCAGCCCCAAGAAGAUGGGUUACGUCCCGAUUGCUGUAGCCAAGGAAUUCGAGACCUAGAUAAAGAAUGGAGGCUUUGAUUUUACCUUGUUGGUUUUGGUGUUGGUUUCUUUAGAUUUCAAACUUGUAAGCUUGCUUUUGUUAAAACAUGAAAAAUUAUGAAGGAUAUAUUAUAUAUAUUAGAUGCCUAUAUUUUCUU
Molecule: messenger RNA, 754 nt
Organism: Impatiens glandulifera
Lineage: Eukaryota; Viridiplantae; Streptophyta; Magnoliopsida; Ericales; Balsaminaceae
Exons: 1
Coding region: 1-615 (204 amino acids)
Source: RefSeq, a predicted model, not a curated record